AUGAGUUUUCAGGAUUUAACAAAAGUAAAAGCAGUCUUUUUCUACUCCCAUUCAGGAUCAAGAAUUACUGCUCAAUACUAUGAUAAUAGCAUUCCAGACGAAAAGAGAACAGAUUUUGAAAAUAAUAUAUUCAAACGCGCUUCAGAAGAUUUCGAUGGCCAAAUUAUGCAACAUGAAGAAUACAUUACCGUUUAUCGCAAUUGUAACGAUGUUGUCGGUUUUGUUGUUGGCGAUUUAAAGGCAAAUGAACUUUUAUUAGACGAAGUUCUUGAAACAAUUUUCACUGCUCUCUCCCUUGUUUACAAGAAAGUUAGCUACGAUGAUUUAAUGAAGCAGAUAGAUCUUUUAUACUUACUUUUAGACGAAACCAUCGAGCAAGGAUAUAUUUUCGAAGGAGAUCCCGAAAUUGUUGCCGCUCGUGUUGUUCUUAAAGAUGAUAAGGCUUUCGCCGGUAAGGCUGUGCGUUCUUCGCAAGGCUUUUAA
This is a messenger RNA of Trichomonas vaginalis G3, 483 nucleotides long. Its product is annotated as vesicle-mediated transport. Gene Ontology annotation, biological process: intra-Golgi vesicle-mediated transport; intracellular protein transport; retrograde vesicle-mediated transport, Golgi to endoplasmic reticulum. The record is from RefSeq and is a predicted model, not a curated record. Gene Ontology annotation, cellular component: COPI vesicle coat. Lineage: Eukaryota; Parabasalia; Trichomonadida; Trichomonadidae. The coding region runs from base 1 to 483 and encodes 160 amino acids. The transcript has a single exon.